GCUGCAAGCUGUGUAACAUGUUGAGGUUUAUGAGAUACGUUACUGGGUGAGUAAUGGUGAUUGUUCAACCUCGUCUAAAAGUCCAGUCAUAUGAGAUUUACGUGUAUUCCCUUUGCUCACAAACUCGCUGUACAAAACUUGGGCUAUAUGAGCGAAUUCAAAGUGACUAAUUUUUCAUCCAGAUCGACAUGCUAAUUGCGUGCUCAGCGGCAAGAUAGUGUCCAUCUUUGAAUCAGCACGGAAGACGACAACCCGAGCCAGCGGCCCAUCGGCUCUUGACUCUUACUCACUCGCCGGUCUCUCCACAACCACCAAAGAGGAUAUGUGUUAGUUGUAUCCUAAUCUAAUUUGUAUUUUUUUUAUCUCAUGCUUCUAGCCAAUGAUUUGUUUACGAUUGUAAUAAUUAUCGUUAAUACAAGCAAAAACCCCUGCAUCGAAGCGAGAAGUUAGUAGCAUUUUUUUCCCGUCUUUGGCUCAUCACGAAAGACGCACAAGGCGAUGGUGCAAUUCCCGCUUUUGGAGUGUGUGAGUGGGUUGCAGGGAAGAUCCCUGGCGCGUGAUUUGGGGGAAUAAAGUAAAAAGCCCUUUUGAGCAGACUUAUAGACGUGGAUUUUGCGCAAUUGUUGGAUUGAAUUUGUUCAGAUCUAGUUGUCUUGCUGGUUAAAAGACGCUGUCGACUCUCAUUCAGUUGCCACAACUCGCAAACUUGUUCUCGUUACAAGCAGCAGUAGUAGGAAAUUCACAUCACCAUGGCCUCAACACCACAAUCCUCCUCCGUCGACAUCGAGCGCCAAUCCCCAGCAUCUCGAGAAGACUCGCCGCUGCUCACCACGCCAGACGAUGCCCCGGAUGCCUGGUCCCCCCCGCCCGGCUUCACGCCCAUCCAGCUCGCCAUCAUGACAAACGUCUUCCUCUACGGCUUCGACGGCACAAUCACCGCGGCCACCUACGCCGUCAUCAGCUCCGACUUCGACGCCGCCAACAGCGCCUCGUGGCUGACCACGUCGUACCUCGUCACCGCGACGGCGUUCCAGCCGCUCUACGGCCGCGUGUCGGACAUUUUCGGCCGCCGCGUGUGCUUCUUUGUGUCGACGGUUGUCUUUGCCGUGGGGUGUCUUGGGUGCGGCGUGGCGAGGACUGUGUUUGCGCUGAAUUGCAUGAGGGCCGUUACUGGCGUUGGAGGAGCGGGACUGAUGACGAUGGCCACCAUCAUCAACUCGGACAUGAUCCCCUUUCGCCGGCGCGGCAUGUACCAGGCCAUGCAAAACGGCGUCGUCGGCUUCGGCGCCAUCUGCGGCGCCUCCUUUGGCGGCACCGUUGCCGACCUCAUCGGCUGGCGCUGGUGCUUCCUGCUGCAGGUGCCCUUUUCCAUCUUUGCCUUGAUUGCCGGGUACUUUGUGCUCGGGAACCAGCACCAGGGCAUUGCUGUUACGGGCGAACAAGGCGGGUUCGCCGCGCUGUGGAAGAGAGUCGACUUUUCGGGCGCCUUGCUGCUGGUCACUGCUGUGUCGACGCAGCUGCUGGGCUUGAGCCUCGGCGGGAAUGAGCUGCCGUGGAGCAGUCCGUGGGUCAUUGGGGCGCUGGCAAUGAGUGUGUUGCUGUUUGCGGUGUUUGUUCGUGUCGAGGGGAGUACGGCCGCCAUGCCGAUUAUUCCGCUGAGGAUGCUUCAGGGGACGAUGCCGAUUGCAACGCAGGUGGCCAAUCUUUGCGCGGGCAUGUCCAUGUAUGGCUAUCUCUUCAUGCUUCCGCUCUUCUUCCAGGCCAUCCUCAACGAUUCGGCCACCAAGGCGGGCAUUCGGCUGUCUCUGCCUUCGCUGGCCAUGCCCUUGGGAGGCCUCAUCUCGGGCACGGUCAUGUCUCGCUGGGGCAAGCUGAUUCCGCUGAUGCGGACGGGACUUAUUCUCAUGACGGUGGGCCAGGCCAUGGUCUCGUCGUGGGCCUUUUCGGAUGCGGCGUGGAAGUAUGUCUGGUACAUAUUUCCGUCUCACUUGGGCACGGGGAUGGUGUAUCCGGCCAUUCUGUUUAUAUCGAUUGCAUCCCAUGCUCAUUCAGACCACGCCGUGUCUGCUUCAACCACCUAUCUCGUUCGAUCCCUCGGAACCGUCUGGGGCGUAUCCGUCACGUCGGCCAUUGUCCAAAACACGCUCAGCGUCCGCUUACCACAGGUCUUGAGCGAGGUACCAGAUAAAUGGAGAAUCAUUGAUGAGAUUCGCCACUCGGUCGACGCCUUGCAAACCCUGCCGCCUGAUAUCCAGCUCCGCGCUCGGCUGGUAUACUAUGACGGGUUGAGGCUUGCUUUUAUGGCGACUACGCUGGUGGCUGCUGUUGGAGUGGCUGCUGCGUUUAUCGCGAACCCGGCCAACUUGCGGAAGACGCAUUAA
Messenger RNA from Trichoderma atroviride IMI 206040, 2381 nucleotides. RefSeq lists its product as uncharacterized. Gene Ontology annotation, biological process: carbohydrate metabolic process; basic amino acid transport; transmembrane transport. Lineage: Eukaryota; Fungi; Ascomycota; Sordariomycetes; Hypocreales; Hypocreaceae. The record is from RefSeq and is a predicted model, not a curated record. Gene Ontology annotation, molecular function: phosphatase activity; basic amino acid transmembrane transporter activity. Gene Ontology annotation, cellular component: fungal-type vacuole membrane.